Messenger RNA from Anoplopoma fimbria (sablefish), 2411 nucleotides. RefSeq names its product neuronal acetylcholine receptor subunit alpha-7-like. Lineage: Eukaryota; Metazoa; Chordata; Actinopteri; Perciformes; Anoplopomatidae. The record is from RefSeq and is a predicted model, not a curated record. Gene Ontology annotation, cellular component: postsynaptic membrane; synapse; neuron projection. The coding region runs from base 91 to 1623 and encodes 510 amino acids. The transcript is spliced from 10 exons. Gene Ontology annotation, biological process: chemical synaptic transmission; signal transduction; regulation of membrane potential. Gene Ontology annotation, molecular function: acetylcholine-gated monoatomic cation-selective channel activity; transmembrane signaling receptor activity.
ACACACACACACACACACACACACACACACACACAAUAUCAUCGUCCCCGCAUCCCUUCAGGUUCAGAUGAACUCCUCGCUCGGCUCAACAUGGACUCAGUGAAUCUCCUGCUCUUCCUCGCGGUCACCGCCUCCACAGUGAAAGUUUCUCUUCAAGGGCCAGACCAGCGCAGACUGUACAGAGACCUGAUGAUGGGCUACAACUCGCUGGAGAGACCGGUCUCCAACGACUCGCAGACUCUCACAGUUAAAUUCGGCAUUAGCCUCAUGCAGAUCAUGGAUGUGGAUGAGAAGAACCAGGUUUUGACAACCAACAUGUGGCUAAAACUGUUCUGGGAUGACAAUUACCUCCAGUGGAAUCAAUCAGAGUAUUCAGGUGUGGCCAAUGUGAGAUUUCCUGAGAAGUUCAUUUGGAAGCCAGACAUUCUGCUGUAUAACAGUGCUGAUGAAAGAUUUGAUGCUACAUUCCACACCAACAUUUUGGUCAAUUCCUCUGGCUCCUGUUCCUACAUACCUCCAGGGAUCUUCAAGAGCAGCUGCGACAUCGAUGUGCGCUGGUUCCCCUUCGAUAUCCAGAGGUGUGACCUGAAGUUUGGCUCCUGGACAUACGGGGGCUGGUCUCUGGACUUGAAGUUGCUGGAGGCUGACAUCACAGGUUACAUCGGUAACGGAGAGUGGGACCUUGUCGAGGUUAUAGGACAGAAAAACGAGCGUACCUACGAGUGCUGCGAAGAGCCGUACCCGGACAUUACCUACACCCUGGUGAUGAGGAGGCGGACCCUCUACUACGGCCUCAACCUGCUCAUCCCUUGUGUCCUGAUCUCCACUCUGGCGCUGCUCGUCUUCCUUCUGCCUGCUGACUCCGGAGAAAAGAUCUCACUGGGCAUCACAGUCCUGCUCUCCCUGACCGUCUUUAUGCUGCUGGUGGCAGAGAUUAUGCCCCCCACAUCGGACUCUGUGCCUUUAAUAGCUCAGUACUUUGCCACCACCAUGGUCAUUGUUGGUCUCUCAGUGAUUGCUACAGUUGUGGUCUUACAAUAUCACCACCAUGACCCGGAUGGAGGCAAGAUGCCGAAGUGGACCCGUGUGAUCCUGCUGAACUGGUGCGCCUGGUUCCUGCGCAUGAAGCGUCCGGGUGAGGAGCGUUUGCACUCGGCCUGUCACAACAAGGCCCCGCGGAACAGCCUGACCAGCAUGGAGAUCAAUCCCAGCACCUCACCCCCCAAAGCCGCCAACGGCAACAUGCUCUAUGUCGGCAUCCGGGGCCUGGAGAGCAUCAACUACUCCACGGUGGCCACCUCCCCUGAGUCCGGGGUCCUCUGUGCACGGCUGGCUGGACGAGCGGGCGAGGACGAGAUGCUCCUCCCCACAGGUCAGGGCUCCUCGGCGGGCGGCCUGGAACCCGAGCUGGCCAAGAUCCUGGAUGAGGUGCGCUUUAUUGCCAAGCGCUUCCGUGACCAAGACGAGGACAAGUCAGUGUGCAACGAGUGGAAAUUCGCUGCGGCUGUCAUCGACAGGAUUUGUAUCAUGGCGUUCUCACUCUUCACCAUCCUCUGCACCUUUGGGAUCCUCAUGUCAGCACCCAACUUUGUAGAGGCCAUUUCAAAGGACUUUUUCAAUUAAGGUCUUUAUAGGACACAAAAAUAAAAGCCUUUAACUCUCUCUUCUAACACAGAGUAACCAUUUCUAAACUCAUAUAGCGGUAAUACAGUUAAGGCUGCUGUACUGGACUUUUAUAUCACCAGAAAAUUAACAAUACUAAGUCAAAUUGAGGACUUUGGUCAAAGUGUAUGUAAUGCAUAAAUAGUUUAAUUUAUGCAUUACCUGAUAUUGGUGAAAAUGACGAGUCCUUGCCUUUUAUUAUUAGACAACCCUAAUGGCAUAUUAAAGGAAAACAGAAACAUUUUAUCCUCUUGUACUGUUUUGAAAUUACUAAGAAAUACUUACUAAUUGGAUGCAACUGUGGUUUGUUAUGUGAUGUUUAUUGUGUAGAAUUGGUUAUUCAAAUGCAUCUAAUUUCUAACUAAGAUCUACUCCUUAUACAAAACAUUGUAGCUACAGUAUCUUGUAUUGAAAUGUGUUUGUUGCAUUAAUCCAUCUAUGUGAUGUUGUUAGUUGCUUUUCUAUAAAUACAAAUUAUAUUGUCAGAAGCAAAACCAUGUUUAUUCUAGUUAUUGCUUCUUGCUUAUUUUAAUGAAAAUUAAAGAAUCACUGUGAAGUCAAAAUAGUCUGCUUCUCAUGUCGGAUAAUUCAAAUUUAUGAUGUUCUGUUCGUUGGAUGCCUCAGCAGCCCAGUGGUUACAAAGCAUGCAAUACAGCCUCAACGUCUGGGGUUUGAUUCCAGCUAUGAGGCCUUUGUUGCAAUUCACACCCCGCUCUCACUCCCCCUUUUUCUACUCUGUUUUCUGUCAA